Molecule: messenger RNA, 2537 nt
Organism: Budorcas taxicolor (takin)
Lineage: Eukaryota; Metazoa; Chordata; Mammalia; Artiodactyla; Bovidae
Gene: ADAM8
Product: ADAM metallopeptidase domain 8
Exons: 24
Coding region: 1-2523 (840 amino acids)
Biological process (GO): inflammatory response; positive regulation of membrane protein ectodomain proteolysis; regulation of cell-cell adhesion
Molecular function (GO): cell adhesion molecule binding; metalloendopeptidase activity
Source: RefSeq, a predicted model, not a curated record
AUGCGCGGCCUCGGGCUCCUGCUGUUCGCCGCGCUGGGGCUGCAGGGGGUCGCCCCCGGGGCCGCCCUGCCCCACGUGGAGCAGUACGAGGUGGUGACGCCCCGGCGCCUGGGUGUACCCCGUGCUCGGCGGGCUCUGCCCUCCCGCCUGGGCCUGUACCCAGAGAGUGUCAGCUACGUCCUGGGGGCCCGAGGACACACCUUCACCCUGCACCUUCGGAAGAACAGGGACCUGGUGGGCUCCGGCUACGCAGAGACCUACACGGCCGCCAACGGCUCCCAGGUGACAGAGAGGCUGCAGAGGCAGGACCACUGCUUCUACCAGGGCCGCGUGGAGGGGCACCCGCACUCGGCCGCCAGCCUCAGCACCUGUGCCGGCCUCAGGGGCUUCUUCCAGGCGGGCCCCGCCGUCCGCCUGAUCGAGCCCCUGGCGGGGGCCGGGGAGGAAGGGCCGCACGCCCUGUACCUGGCGCAGCACCUGCAGCAGGAGGCUGGCACCUGUGGCGUCGAUGACAGCAGCCUGGAGAGCGUCCUGGGGCCGCGGGUGUCUGCAGCCCUCAGACCGCGGUGGUCAGAACCCAGGGAGACCCGCUAUGUGGAGCUGUUCGUGGUCACGGACAGCACGGAGUUCCAGCGGUUUGGGAGCAGAGAGGCCAUGCGUCAGCGGGUGCUGGAGGUGGUCAACCACGUGGACAAGCUCUAUCAGGAGCUCAAUUUCCGCGUGGUGCUCGUGGGCCUGGAGAUGUGGAAUGGUGGGGACAAGAUUCAGGUCAGCUCCCAGCCGGACGCCACACUGGACAACUUCCUGGCCUGGCGGACUCGCGAGCUGGUGGGCCGGCAGGCGCACGACAACGUGCAGCUCAUCACCGGAGUUGAUUUCACCGGGACCACCGUGGGACUGGCCAAGGUGUCCACCAUGUGCUCCCAGAACUCAGGGGCUGUAAACCAGGACCACAGCCUGAAUCCCAUCGGUGUGGCGAGCACCAUGGCCCAUGAGAUGGGCCACAACCUGGGCAUGGACCACGACGAGAACGUCGCCGGCUGCUACUGCCCGGUGCCGCGGGAGGGUGGCGGCUGUGUGAUGGCGGCCAGCAUCGGCUCCCAGUACCCCAGGAAGUUCAGUCACUGUAGCCGGGCUGACCUGGAGACGUUCCUGGAGAAGCGCCGCACAGCCUGCCUGGUGGACACCCCAGACCUUGACCGGCUGGUGGGCGGCCCUGUGUGUGGAAACGGGUUCCUGGAGCGUGGGGAGCAGUGUGACUGUGGCCGCCCUGAGGACUGUCAGAACCGCUGCUGCAACGCCAGCACCUGCCUGCUGGCCGAGGGGGCCGAGUGUGCCCACGGCGCCUGCUGCCACGAGUGCAGGGUGAAGCCGGCUGGAGAGCUGUGCCGCCCCGCGAAGGACCAGUGUGACCUUGGUGAGCACUGUGAUGGCCGGUGGCCCGCGUGCCCUGAGGAUGCCUUCCGGGAGAACGGCACACCCUGCCCAGGGGGCUACUGCUACAACGGGGCCUGCCCGACACCGGCCCAGCGCUGCCAGGACCUGUGGGGGCCAGGCUCGCGGGUGGCAGCGGAGACUUGCUUCCGCUACAGCAUCUCCGAAGGCUGCGGGGCUGGGGUCUCCUUGCAGUCCGGCGGGGUCAACAAGUGCGGCACUCUCUUCUGCGAGGGGGGGCAGGACCCCCCGGAAGGCCGACACUGCAUCCUCACCACCCACUCAGGCACUUGCCGGGCUGUCGUCCAGGAUGGCAGCACUGCGUAUGAGCCGGUGCCCAAGGGCACCAAGUGCGGCGAGGAGCAGGUUUGCUGGGACGGCUUCUGCCGGGGCCUCCACGUGUACAGAUCCAGGAACUGCUCCGCCCGGUGCAACAGCCACGGGGAGUGCGACCACAAGGACCGGUGCCACUGCUUCCCGGGCUGGGCCCCGCCCCACUGUGCAGAGCCGCUGUCCGACCCGCACGCAGCUCCUGGGAGCCUCCGAACACGUGUGCUGGUGGGUGUGGGCACCCUGGUGGUGCUGGUGCUGAUCCUGGCGGGCGUGCUCAUCUACCGCAAGGCCCGGAGCCCGGUCCGAAGGAGGAAUGUGGCACCCAAGACGGCCAUGGGGCUCUCCAACCCGCUGUUCCACGAAGGGCUCAGCAAGCCUGCGAAAGGCGGGGCUCAGGCUCCCCCCGGGGCCUCCCCAGAGCCGGCCCCGCCCUCCCAGUCCCCCAAGCCCACAGCUUCCUCGGUGACCCCUAAGCGACCACCCCCUGCUCCUCCAGGCUCCCUUCAGCCUCCAGCCGCCAUGGCCAGACCACCGUCCCCGCUUCCUGUGUACCCCCAGCAGGCCCCGGGCCAGCAGCUCAGACCUGCUCCUCCUGCCAAGCCCCUUCCGGUGCUGAAGCCAAAGCAGGUCAUCAAGCCGACCUGUGCUCCCCCAUUGCCACCCGUCAAGCCUGGAGCGAGAGGGGCCCAGCCUGGACCCACUCAGAAAGCUGUUGACCGGAAGGUUGCUCUGAAACCCCCUGUCCAGAGGAGGUGAUGGGGCCCAAGCUC